Molecule: messenger RNA, 2386 nt
Organism: Diachasmimorpha longicaudata
Lineage: Eukaryota; Metazoa; Arthropoda; Insecta; Hymenoptera; Braconidae
Product: ATP-binding cassette sub-family G member 5
Exons: 6
Coding region: 203-2083 (626 amino acids)
Biological process (GO): transmembrane transport
Cellular component (GO): plasma membrane; ATP-binding cassette (ABC) transporter complex
Molecular function (GO): ABC-type transporter activity; ATP binding; ATP hydrolysis activity
Source: RefSeq, a predicted model, not a curated record
UGGAGGUAGAGGUACCAUAGGCGUUCUCCAGUGGGUUUAGUCGACGCACUGGGACACAGAGACUCCAACGUGUUUCUUAUAUUUUUCAACACAUUUUUCAUGAUUUUUAACGGUUUUCCUCGGGUUUAGUGCGUGAAGGAGGGAGUUCAGAUACCCUUGAAAACUCUUGAAUGAGUAAACUACAGACAAACUACCUUUGAAGAUGACCGUAGCUGAGUGCACGUUGGACAUUUCCAAUGUCUCCCAUUCGACGUCGGUUAUUAUUGAGGGAGGUGGGUGUGUUGGCAAGCCCACUGCUGUCCUGAGGGAUGUUUCUGCGAGGGUUCACGGGGGCGAAGUUCUCGCUGUACUCGGGUCUAAAGGAUCUGGAAAGAGAGCUCUUCUAGACGUUAUUGCUGGAAGGGCUGUAGGUGAAACUCGCGGUCGAAUCACCCUCGCAGGCUCCACCCUGAAUGCAGAUUUAUUUCGUCGUCAUGGAGGAUACGUGGCUCACCGAUGCUACCUUCUCCCCAGCCUGACAGUUCGUCAAACUCUCACAUACGCCACAUGGCUGGCAAACCUGAGCAACCGAGAGCUGCGAGUGAGGCAGACCCUAGCAGAUUUGGCUCUGUCCCAGGUAGCAAACCGAUCUGUGAACGACCUCACUAGAGCUGAAUAUCGAAGAUUGAUGUUAGGAGUUCAACUGGCGAAAGAUCCGAUGAUUCUGCUGCUGGAUGAACCUACCUGGGACACAGAUCCACUGAACACAUAUCUGAUUGUCUCAAUGCUCUGGUCUUACGCCACCAAAAGAGGAUCUAUAGUUGUUCUGACGAUGGAAACACCGAGAUCAGAUGUUCUGCCAUUUGUCAGUCGAGUUACACUACUUUGUCUCGGUGCUGUCGUCUACUCCGGACCAACUCGUAGCAUGCUGGACUAUUUCACUUAUAUUGGAUUCCCCUGUCCAGAAUUGGAGAAUCCUCUGAUGUAUUAUCUUUGUUUAUCAACCGUUGAUCGACGCUCCCGAGAUCGGUUUAUGGAAUCAAACCAACAGAUAUCUGUUCUGGUCGAUAAAUUUAAGAUCGAGGGCGGGUUGUAUCUGCGCGAGGGCCCUCAAGCAGCGGCAAGUGUCAAGGAAACACCUGUUGGAUAUUUACAUAAACCUUGUGGCCUUGGCCACGGAAUUCGACCUGGAUGUUUUUCCACGCUUCUAGCUCUAUUCUUAAGAGGAAUGGCCGCAACUUUCUCAUUUAAUAAAUGUGGUCUAGGACACUUCGCAGUAAGAGUCCUUCUCUUACCCUUUUGCCUCGCAUUAUUGAGUAUUCUAUACUCGCAUUCAAGCCCGAUACAAUCACGAGUGUUUAUGCAGACUACUGGAUUAGUGUUUAAUACUUUGACACUGUUUUAUAUGGCUGGCAUUGGUACAACGGCGCUUUUGUUUCCUGGAUUUCGCGCUCGCUAUUAUCAAGAGAAGCGCGAAGGUCUUUACGGUGGAGCCAUGUUCCUCUCUUCGUAUACCCUCCUGAGUCUUCCCCUGAGCUUUAUAACGACGUUGAUAACGGUAGGAAUAUUAACCCCAAUCCUGGAGUUGAAUCUCGUCUCCUGGGGGUACGCAUCAGGUGCUCUCUGGGCGAGUUUCGUAGCUGCUGAGCAACUCACUAUCGCCUUCUUCAUGAUCAUAAAACGACCCAUGACCGGUGCUAUAACAGUUCUCUACGUAGCGCUUGUUGCGCUGGUAAUUGGUUCUGGUGGGAUCAGAAGCUUGAGGAGUCUUCCUGACUGGAUUGCUGCUCUCUCCACAGCUUUGCCGACGAGAUAUGCCUCUCUGGCUGUUAAUCAGCUGACUAUUGAGAUCCCCACGUUAUCGGGACUACGGUACAAUGAGACUCUUCCCUGUCCGGGAAUCCCUGGAUGGUGCAGGUAUCCCGAUGGACGGACGUUCUUGGUCGAGAGGUUCACCAGGGAGGGCGAAAACACUCAUCAAGUAUUGAAUGUUGAUCUUAACUUAUUAAUUUCUCUUGCUUUUGCUCUUGGUUUCAUUAUUUUCAACAGCAUCCUUUAUUUAUUACCAUUACCCGCGAGAGUAAAAGCUAAAUUCCGAGAGUAAAAUGGAGGAAUUUAAUUGUAUAGCUGAUGGUAAUGAUUUACACUGUUUUUAAUGAAUAUUUAUUCUGCUGGAGAAAUUUUUAUUCAGUUGAAAUAAAAAAGAAUUUUUCAAGGUAUUAAUAAUUGUUGCUAAAGUAAAAUUUAUAACGUAAUGUUUCGGAAUGUUGAAUGACGUAUAAAAUAAUACUUUUAUUAUACGAUACAUUUUCAGAAUAUUUAAUUAAUAACAUGUAUAUAAGUUUUAGUGUCUUUUUUAUAGAAAAUAUCUCUGUAGAAAAUAAAUUAAAUAAAACAGAAGCGAUCA